AUGGCGGCUACUUCUUCUCGGCGCCCUGCUGCUCUGCUGGUACUGGUAGCAGCAGCAGCAGCCGUGGUGGCCCUGGCGGCGGCCGCCGGCGACGUCGAGCUGCUGGAGGGCAGGUACCCGCCGCUGGCGCCGGGCCUGUCGUUCGACUUCUACAAGAAGAGCUGCCCGAAGGCGGAGUCCAUCGUGCGGGACUUCCUGUCGUCGGCGGUGCGGCAGAACGUGGGGCUCGCCGCCGCGCUGAUCCGGCUCCACUUCCACGACUGCUUCAACGCCUUCUUCCAGCAGUUUGUAUACUCGUACGUCAAGAUGGGGCAGAUCAACGUGCUCACGGGGUCCCUGGGACAGGUCCGCGCCAACUGCUCCGCGCGCAACGCCGGCGCUGCUGGAGAUGAGCUGCCGUGGUCCGUCGUCGAGACCGUCGUCGACGCCGCCGGCAGCCUCGUGCUCUAG
Messenger RNA from Miscanthus lutarioriparius, 450 nucleotides. The record is from the annotation of a GenBank genome assembly. Lineage: Eukaryota; Viridiplantae; Streptophyta; Magnoliopsida; Poales; Poaceae.